AUGGAAACUUUAUUUUUCCUUCACAGUUUCUUACUUUUUAGCUGCGUGAGCUCAGAGCAGCGAAGCUUUCGAAUAGUCCUUGAUCACAUCAGCACUAAGAUUUUGGAUACUAAGACCGUCGAAAAAUUGAGUUGCGACGUCGAACAAAUCAGUAACCGCAGCUAUGUAAAUUGUCAUAUGCUAUUAAAUCGUGAAGUCGCCAAAGUGGAUGUUCGAAACAUAGUGACUUUCCUUAAGCCAAAUGGUCAGGAAAUGAAGUUAUACGAAGGUCGAUUAGAUGCCUGCCUCGUGAUCGGAAGUUUUCAAAAGAAUCGUUUAGUGAACCUAUACUCAAAACACUUUAGAAAAUUUUCCAACUUGGAGUGUCCAUUCAAGGCGAACUUCAACUACACCGUGAAAGAUCUUUAUUUUGACGAACAAGAUUUGCCCUCAUUCGUGCCGUUUGGAACGUUCCGAUCCCUGACCGAAUUUUAUUUAAAUCAAACUUUAGCAACACGUCUCAUUACCCACGGAAAAGUUAUACCCAGACUAUAA
Drosophila teissieri is the source of this 534-nucleotide messenger RNA. RefSeq lists its product as uncharacterized. The transcript has 2 exons. Lineage: Eukaryota; Metazoa; Arthropoda; Insecta; Diptera; Drosophilidae. The record is from RefSeq and is a predicted model, not a curated record. Bases 1 to 534 code for a protein of 177 amino acids.